Trichoderma aggressivum f. europaeum is the source of this 1035-nucleotide messenger RNA. RefSeq lists its product as uncharacterized. The record is from RefSeq and is a predicted model, not a curated record. Lineage: Eukaryota; Fungi; Ascomycota; Sordariomycetes; Hypocreales; Hypocreaceae. The coding region runs from base 1 to 1035 and encodes 344 amino acids. The transcript has 4 exons.
AUGCCAAACUCUCAACUCCCAGAGACAACUGGUCAGAAGAUCAGUCUCCCGCCGCUUGAGUUAGGAUGGAGAUGGCCUAGACUUGUGAGCUCCUACUUGGAAGAAGUCGAAGAGGAGUGUUUGAAAUGGUCGGCGAGUUUUACGGCCUUUGACCACGAAACACAAUGUCUUAUUCACGAGAAAGGAAAACUCAAGCAAAUUCGGUCUGGAUGCGAGCUUAUGCAUCUUUUCUUCAUGUUCGACGAAUACUCCGACAAGGCCUCUCCCGAAGAAGUUCUUUACCAGGCCCAGGUCAUGAUUGACACUCUUAAAAGUCCCGAGACCCCUCGGCCAAAGGGGGAAUGGAUCGGAGGUGAAAUAAUACGACAAUUCUUGCUUCACCUUCCUCGUACUGCUACCGAGACUUUUCGGGCUCGAUUCGGUGCGACUUGGAUAGACUAUGUCCACUCUGUAGUCCAACAGGCUCAAUUCAGAUCAGAGUCACGUAUCCUGGAUUUGGAAGACUUUCUUACUAUCAGACGCAACACCUCUGGCGCACCAUCCACAAUUGCCUUUUACGAAAUGAACAGUGACAUCCCGGAUGAUAUCCGAGAGCAUCCUGUCAUUCGUGAAUUGGAAGUCUUGGCGGUGGACCUCAUCGUUAUUGCCAAUGACAUCCUGUCGUACAACAAGGAGCAGGCCAUAGGAGAUGACGAGCACAACAUUGUUACUAUUCUCAUGAGCCAGUACAACCUUGACGUCCAACAAGCCAUGGAUAUGGCGGGAGACCUGGCCGAUGUGAAGAUGAAUAGGUUCUACUUCCUGUAUCCGCAAGUUCCACGAUACGUAGGGCCUGUGGAUUUGGAAAUUCAGACCCUUGUGGACGGCAUGGCUCAGUGCGUGAGUGGUGUGUUCCAUUGGAGCUAUGAGAGUCAGCGAUAUUUUGGGAAACGCGGGAUGGAAAUCAAGCGGACCCGACAACUGCGACUCUUGCCCAAGACGAGGACGAAUGACACCAUAGGUACUAUACCUGUGAAUGAUGUGUUGAUCUUGUAA